Molecule: messenger RNA, 3237 nt
Organism: Aplysia californica (California sea hare)
Lineage: Eukaryota; Metazoa; Mollusca; Gastropoda; Aplysiida; Aplysiidae
Product: endoglucanase 4
Biological process (GO): carbohydrate metabolic process
Molecular function (GO): polysaccharide binding; hydrolase activity, hydrolyzing O-glycosyl compounds
Source: RefSeq, a predicted model, not a curated record
CACCUUGGAUAUUUUCCAGCCGUAUCCGAGAAGGUUAGGAGUCAUAUCUUACAUAUUAUAGGAUCAGGGAUGUGGCUGAAAGACAGCAGUAAGAGCAGUAAGAAGGAGCCAAAGAAAAGCAUUAGAAAUGCUGAAGAAAGAGUCAGAGGCCCAGGGGAGGGACAAAGGAGGUUAGGGGGAGGCUGCAGAUAGUGGAGACGAAAGCAGACGACAGAACAUUGUUAAAGAGCAGGAAUAGAGGUGGAAGGAGAACAUUUUAGAGAAGAAAAGUUUCCGUCGUUAUUUGGAUUCGGACCGGGACUCAUUGAAUGAGAGGUUAACACCAUAACCUCUCGACCACGAGACCCCCCAGAGUUGGUCUGAAACAGGAAGCAUCGUCUCUGAAUGAACAUUUCAGCCUUUAAAAAGGACGUUCCUACCAUACCGUAACACUAUCAUUAUGUUCUGGACAGUCUCUUUGUCAGUGAGAAAAACUUAAAGUACUAAGCGAGCCAGUUUCAUCAAGUGUCUCGAGUUUACAUUGUAAUAAAACUCUGCCUAAAAUCCUCCAUUGAUCUCCAAUUAUAUUUAUAAUGGGCAUGGCUGGAGGUACCAGUGGCAGGUUCCACAUUUGCUUUCUCAAACACUCGUUGAACAAAGUUUGAUGAUCUCUUUAGUGACUUCAAAAAAUAAAUAAGUGCAAAAAACCUGUAAUUCUUUCUACAUAAAAAAGUUCUCUAUGCUGACCACCCCAUUCGUCACUCAUAUAGCUGCAAUCAUCGUCUUCUCCAACAAAAAAAUAAUAGAGAACUAAUCAAAACAAAACAAAAAAACUAAAACUAUGGUACCAGCAACACAGAGAGAAUAAAAAAAAAUGGGCGUAUCGUGAGCUCAGUCGGCAUCACGGACUUAUGUGUGAAAUUAAGUGACAACUUUAGAAAUGAAAAAUAAACAUGCUUGUUCUUGAGAAAUCGAAACAGGUUCGGUCAAAUUGUGGUCAACAAAAAUAAAAAUCUGGCCUUAAACAUUAUGGAUUCAUCAUUUUUUCAUAAUAAGUAACUACAGCAGUUAACCUCUUUUAAAACUUGGCCGAAAUUCAAAUGAGGUCCCAUAUAUGACAUAAGCAUUGGUCAGCAAAUUCCUUGGUAGGUGUCGUGAGCCGUCGAAGAUGACCGUUGUCAGACCUCGACAGAUAAGGGAGGCCAUAUCCCCAUAUCCCCCACCCCCUGCUGCAUAACUCUUAUGCUGUUGUUCUCUCAUUCUGUGGUCCCAAGCAGUAGUGCGGGUGUACCGUGCUAUUUUCUUACAGCUCGUGUAGGACGAAGCUGAGAAAUUCUGGAUAUUUACAAUGGGUUGCCCCGCCCACCGGAAACGGCACCCAGGGAAUGCUGACAGUGAACCAGGACUGGGAUAACCGUUUUGACGGACAAAUGGAAUUCCCAGUGGACGAGGACAUUAUGGGCUGGAUGAUCAACCUCACCUUCACCAAGCCAGUCUCCAAGAUGGACGUGAUGAUCGGAGACCCUAUUUGGCACUCUGCUGACGGUUACAAUUGGCUGGUGGUUGACAAGGGACAGAACGCUGUGUACCACAAGGGGAGUCAGCUCGUUCUUAAAUUCUUCGCCAACUACGAGGGAGGAAAGCCAGCGCCGGACGCCCAAGGAAUUCUAGUGAACCUGGGUCAUGACAACUGGACCGUCGCCGAGGCCCCAACUACUGACAAAUCCAAAUACAAUUACAAUGACGUCCUCUUCAAGUCAAUUUUGUUCUACGAAGCCCAACGUUCAGGCAAGUUGCCGGACACAAACCGUAUACCUUACAGGGGAGACUCUGCUCUAGGAGACAAGGGAGAUAACGGGGAGGACCUUACUGGAGGCUGGUAUGAUGCCGGCGACCACGUCAAGUUCAAUUUCCCCAUGGCCUAUACUACCACGGUGCUCACCUGGGGUUACCUCCUCUACCCGGACGCUUACAAGGCAGCUGGUCAGGAGGACGAGAUCUUGGACUGUGUGCGAUGGCCGUUGGAGUAUCUGCUGAAGUGUCACACGGCGCCCGAAGAACUCUAUGUACAGGUCGGGGACGCUGGGGCAGACCACAGUUACUGGGGACCUCCAGAACUCAUGACCAUGGCCAGACCCGCCUACAAGAUAACAGCAGCCAAACCUGGAAGCGAUGUUGCCAUGGAGACAGCUGCAGCAAUGUCAGCAGGCUAUCUCGCCUUUAAAGACAAAGACCCAACGUUUGCGGCUGACCUUCUGACCCACGCCGAGCAGCUGUGGGACUUUGCCAUGAAGUACCCCGGCAAGUACAGCGACUCGGUGCAGGCAGCCGCCGGCUUCUACAGAUCUUUUAACCUAACAGACGAACUGUGCUGGGGCUCCCUGUGGCUGUACCAGGCCACCAACGACAGCAAAUAUCUGGACGAGGCAGAGAAACUUUUUGACCCGGCCCCGGCAUGGGGCAUGUCCUGGGAUGAGAAGACUAUCGGGAAUCAGGUGUUGUUGUACAAGCUCACGGGCAAAGACAAGUACAAGACAGCCAUAGAGGGUUCCUUCAAGUCCUGGUUCCCUGGCGGAGCCAUCCCUUACUCGCCCAAGGGUCUGGCUUAUAGGAACCAGUGGGGAUCUCUGCGUUAUGCCUCCAACAUGGCCAUGAGUGCCUUAGUGGCCGCAGACAUGGGCAUCCAGCCCACAGAGUACCGCCACUGGGCCAUGUGCCAGAUCCACUACGCCUUGGGAGACACGGGCUUCAGUUUCCUCAUCGGGUUCGGAGAUAAAUACCCACACAGCCCGCAUCACAGAUCCAGCUCAUGUCCGAACCUACCAGCUCCGUGUGGUCCUUUCGUGAUGUCCAGUAAAGAGCCAAACGUGCACACACUGUACGGUGCCCUGGUGGGUGGUCCUGACCAAUCAGAUGGCUAUACCGAUGACCGGUCCAACUACGUCAACAACGAGGUGGCCACAGACUACAACGCUGGGUUCACCACGGCUGUUGCUGGCUUGAAGUCUCUCUGGCUGCGCAGUGAACAUCCAGAACAGACUGGAACUGCGACGUGUCCUUACGCAUCCGGCAGUGGCGGAACUGGUGGUGGAAUGGUCAUAGGACGCUGAGACAAGCUCACAGAGAACUCUCUAGCCCUUAAGAAGAAGUUGAUGGCUAUAUUUUUCGCCCCUUAUCUUCUUUUAAGAUAUAAUUUGCCGAAUAAAUAAAUAAUUUGAAUUUAGAUUAUUUGCACAUUAAAAAUCAUUUAUACUUUGA